UUAGUAACAUCCGGGGCUUCGACAAGGAUGAAAGCUAAUUUCCAAGAUGGCGGCGGAGGGAGGAGGGAAGGAGAUGAACGAAAUUAAAACUCAAUUCACUACUCGAGAAGGUGUCUACAAACUCCUCACUCACUCCGAAUACAGCCGCCCGAACAGGGUGCCUUUCAACUCACAGGGCUCCAAUCCCGUCAAGGUCUCCUUCGUCAAUGUAAACGACCAGUCCGGCAACGGUGACAGGAUCUGUUUCAAUGUGGGCCGGGAACUGUACUUUUAUAUCUACAAAGGUGUGAGAAAGGCUGCUGACCUGAGUAAGCCCAUAGACAAGAGGAUAUACAAAGGAACACAGCCCACAUGUCAUGACUUCAACCCCCUCACAGCUACAGCAGAGAGUGUCUCGCUGCUGGUGGGCUUCUCAGCAGGCCAGGUGCAGCUCAUAGACCCAAUAAAGAAGGAAACCAGCAAACUCUUCAAUGAAGAGAGACUUAUAGACAAGUCACGAGUAACAUGUGUACGAUGGGUUCCUGGUUCAGAGAGCCUGUUUUUGGUGGCUCACUCCAGUGGCAGCAUGUAUUUGUACAAUGUGGAAAACACCUGUGGGGCCACGGCACCUCACUACCAGCUCCUUAAGCAGGGUGAAAACUAUGCUGUGCAUACCUGCAAGAGCAAGUCAGCUCGCAACCCAUUACUGCGCUGGACGGUGGGUGAAGGGGCGCUGAAUGAGUUUGCCUUCUCUCCAGAUGGCAAGUUUCUGGCCUGCGCAAGCCAGGAUGGAUUCCUGCGGGUGUUUGGCUUUGACGCUGCAGAGCUCCAUGGAACAAUGAAGAGCUACUUCGGUGGCUUGCUUUGCGUUUGCUGGAGCCCGGACGGACGAUAUAUUGUGGCAGGAGGGGAGGACGAUCUGGUGACGGUGUGGUCAUUUUCAGACUGCAGAGUGAUUGCAAGGGGGCAUGGCCACAAGUCGUGGGUGAGUGUGGUGGCAUUUGACCACUGUACCACUAGUGUGGAGGACGGUGACCCCCCUGCUGAGUUCAGUGGUAGUGAUGAGGACUUCCAUGAGCACAUACACUUUGGUGCAGGCAGAGACCGAGCUAACAGUUCUCAUUCUCGUCUUUCUAAGAGAAACUCUACAGACAGUCGACCUGUUAGUGUGACCUACAGAUUUGGCUCAGUGGGCCAGGAUACCCAGCUGUGUUUGUGGGACCUAACAGAGGACAUUCUCUUCCCUCACCUACCUUUGUCUCGCACUAGGACUCACACUAAUGUCAUGAGUGCCACAAGCCCUCCAGCCACUGGACAAACCACGACUACUGUAUCCACUACAAAUCCCAGUGGCACCAAUGGUAAAGACAGUGUGAGCAAUAGCAGCACGAGUGGCAACCCUGCUAAUUCUCUCCCUAGCACCCUGCCUCGGUCCAACAGCUUGCCACACUCCUCUGCCCCAACAGGGGGCAACACCCCCAAUAGUCACACGGGCAGCAGCGGCAGCAGCACCAAGGGAAACAGCAUCAUCGACAGUGCAUUCAUCGCAACUGGCGUCAGCAAGUUUGCAACUCUGUCACUACACGACUCUCGUAAGGAGCGCCACGAAAAGGACCACAAGCGAAACCACAGCAUGGGUCACAUCAGCAGCAAGAGCAGUGACAAGCUCAACCAGCUUAGCUCAUCACGGACGGCAAAAACAGAAGUAGCUAAGACUCUGGGCACCACGCUGUGCCCGCGCAUGGAGGACGUGCCGCUGCUCGAGCCGCUGGUGUGCAAGAAGAUUGCUCACGAGAGACUCACUGUGUUAAUCUUCCUUGAGGACUGUCUGGUAACAGCCUGUCAGGAGGGUUUCGUUUGCACAUGGGCUAGGCCUGGGAAAGUGGGAUUGCUAUCAUCUCAAAACAACCCAGCGAACUCCCCCAGUGGAACAGUAGUAUAGCCACAGUGCUGGUGCUGCUAGUGACAGCUCCGUGCAACAGAGACGGAGAUGACCAAGGCCAUGGCCCUGCAGCGCUUCUUCGCACACUGUCACACACCACAUGACCUCCAAUGUCACCUUCAUUCUCAUCACUACAGCCACCCAGCUCUCUUUGUGUUACUGCUCAUGUUUAGAUAACCGAUGACGGCCAAGCCAGGGUUAGAAACUUGACCCUCACCCCUUCUGUCUGGGGGGUUAAAUGGGUGCUAUUGGAAGUGAAAUAGUGCAAGCUUUAAAUCGUCCAGGAGGUUUAUGGGAUUGGUUGUCUGGAUCAUUGUUCCAUCUAUUGUCAUAUCAAGUCGCAUCUAGUCUGAAAAUAAUAAUCUCUAGUACCAGUCCUUUGUGCCUGUAGAUAUUUACAGACUAGACAUGCCAAUACGUAUUGUGGAGAUGCCUCACCCUAUCCUUUUUGUAUGGCUUUAAUUCAGACGUUUUGUUUUUUUUUUUUCUUGUAUUUUGGUUUGUCAAAUGCAUUCACAUAUAAAAGGGAAUGAGAUGAGGGAUAGUUUCAGAGCAGCAGCAUAUCCCCAACACCAAGUCUCUUUCGUUUGUAACUUCCUGGGCUCAUCACUUGUGCAGCCCCAGUCCUCUAGAGACACCUGUUCAAGAGAGACUGGAGCUUUUUACUUCCUUUACAAAUACUUCAGUCACAUGUACCACACUUUAUAGUGAAUUUGCACAGAUUUACUUUCAUUGUUGUUUAUUUUGUUUUUCCCAUUUUUGAAUUCAUGACGGUGGAACACAAGUUGAAAUACUUUGAAGACAGCUUUGGAAGCACUUGGGGAGGAAACGUCUUGUUAUUGCCCUCUGUCUCAACGCUGGAUGCUGCAAUCAUAGUUUUUUAUAUGGAAAAAAAAAUUGUUUGCACUUAAUAGUUUGUUAGAGGAGAAUGGCUUUACAUUUUUUGGAGUGUGUAAGGACUCCUUGACAAGGUUGAAAUAUAAAUAGAAUUUGAAAAAAACCUUUGUAUCUAUUGAACAUUUAUUUUAAUAUUCUUUCAGAUUAAAUGGGCUCUGUAUUAUAUGUAAAUAUUGUACUUCAGUGAUCUAUGGGUGAAAUGAUCAUUAUUACGUUAGUUCAAUGAUCCUCAUUUGAGAAAAUAGUAAUAUUUCUAAUACAGAAAAUCUAUAUGUAAUAUUAAAAUCAAUCUUGAAUAUGCAGGCGAAAAUGUUUUCUGUUGUACAUAAAGAGAAUUCAGGUGUAUUUUUAUUAUUAAAAUGUUUGGUAUAGGAAAUGUCUAUGAACUCUUACCUAACAGGUAGUGCUGAAUGCUAGCUAGUCUGUCGCUGCAGAUUCCUUUUACAACAUAGGCAGACAGACGCAGCGGUCUAAUUCAGCCAUCACUCCGAGCUCAGGUAAACCACAGGAAAACUAACGCUGGCAUAGUUCCCCUCACUAGUCUCAUCUAUCAAUGUGUGUGAAUUCACUUUAACUAACAAAUAAAGACUGAUAACCAUGUUCUGCAGACAGGGCUCAAAUCUGAGUCCUGUGAUUGUGAGUAAUAAUUACUGAACUGAUAGAGAACUUGUGCUGAAUUGAACAAAAAUUUUUGACACUGUGUUGAAUACCAGCUGACUAAUGUCAGUGUUUGAUAUUGGAAUAAAUGCGUGAGGUGAGUGUGUUUAUUUUUCAAGCACACGCAUAGGAAGACAGGAUUUUAACAGUGGGAGCUUCUUCCUUCAUGUGACGCCUAAUUAAAACAGCUUUGACAGAUUACAU
This is a messenger RNA of Scatophagus argus, 3679 nucleotides long. It is a transcript of the gene wdr20b, whose product is annotated as WD repeat domain 20b. Gene Ontology annotation, molecular function: protein binding. The transcript is spliced from 4 exons. Lineage: Eukaryota; Metazoa; Chordata; Actinopteri; Scatophagidae. The record is from RefSeq and is a predicted model, not a curated record. Bases 47 to 1921 code for a protein of 624 amino acids.